This is a messenger RNA of Ogataea philodendri, 1122 nucleotides long. RefSeq lists its product as uncharacterized. The record is from RefSeq and is a predicted model, not a curated record. The transcript has 4 exons. Bases 1 to 1122 code for a protein of 373 amino acids. Lineage: Eukaryota; Fungi; Ascomycota; Pichiomycetes; Pichiales; Pichiaceae.
AUGUUCCUCGAAGCUGUCACGAUCAAUGACCUCAAACAGAGAAGUGUCUACUAUCAUGUUGGUCAUGCUCUUCGGACUGGCUAUGCCAAGCGACGGGUUCAAAACUCGGCCUGGACUCGAAACGUAGCCUGGAGCAGGAUGGUCCACCAUCUUCUCAUCCAUCAGGUCGCCGUCCAAGUCCUCGUCUGCGUCCACGUCGAAAUCAUCAACGUCCUCCUCGUCAACAUCGUCAACGUCGUCAACGUCGUCAACGUCGUCAACGUCCUCCUCGUCAACAUCGUCAACGUCGUCAACGUCGUCAACGUCGUCAACGUCCUCCUCGUCAACAUCGUCAACGUCGUCAACGUCGUCAACGUCGUCAACGUCCUCCUCGUCAACAUCGUCAACGUCGUCAACGUCGUCAACGUCGUCAACGUCCUCCUCGUCAACAUCGUCAACGUCGUCAACGUCGUCAACGUCGUCAACGUCCUCUUCGUCAACAUCGUCAGCAUCCUCUUCGUCAACAUCGUCCCCUUCGUCCUCCUCGUCGUAGUCGUCGUCCAGCUCGUCCUCGUCUUCGUAAACGUAGUCAGGGUCCAGGUUCUCGUCCACGUCAGAGUCGCUGUCUUCGUCAGUCAGGUCGUCAACAUCAAGAACAGGACUUCUCCAAAAAUUCACAUCACUAUACUGAUUUAUGGUAUCCUGCGGAGCAAAGUUCCCUUCCUUGGUACCAGAGAUCCUCACUGGAGGGAAAAACUGGUCAACAAGCUCUCCAAUGGAAACGUAGGUCGACUUUUUGAUCCCGUCUUGGACAAUUCCAUUCAAAUAGGAACGCGUGGAAUCGGCAAGCCCAACAGAACGGGCAGUCAGGUACAAAAUAUUGUACCCGUUAAAUUCAAUAUCGUGAAACAACUUGGCCACACCAACAUGGGUCCAGUCUCUUCCCAGCAUGGUCAAAACGUGUCCGAGAGCAUCCGACUUGGUGAUAGUACCAUCUAUAUCCGAGAUCACGAUCGGAACGUUGUGUUUCCAGAGGAAAAGCUUGGCGGAAACCAAGGCUCUGCCUUUAUUAACACUGAAUUGCAGAUCGUUUUCUCCUGGCUUCAAUCCCAAACAUUUGAGUUGUUCGGAGGUCAGUCUUAG